Chelonoidis abingdonii (Abingdon island giant tortoise) is the source of this 1391-nucleotide messenger RNA. Lineage: Eukaryota; Metazoa; Chordata; Testudines; Testudinidae. The record is from RefSeq and is a predicted model, not a curated record.
CAAGUUGCCCAGCUCAGCAUCCCGGCCUGGAAGGCGCCGCCUCUGUCCCUGGCUCCCUUCAUCCUUUGUCUUUGCUGCGGAAGGGCCGCAGGAUGAGCAGCGGCGGCGGCGCAGGCGGCAAAGGCCGGCUGGCGGCUCUCUCCGCCCGGGGCUCCCGCAUCGCCGGCGGCGCCCGGGGCCUGCUGGACGAAGGCUUCGACUUGUACAUCGCGGACCCAUUCGACCGGGAGCGCAACCCGCGGGGCAUUUUGAAUUUGGGAACAAGUGAGAACAAACUUUGCUAUGAUUUAAUACAGGAAAGACUCACAAGACCUGACAUGAACUAUCUGGAACCUCACCUUUUGCAAUAUUCUGAUCCACAAGGCAUUGAAAGCUUCAGAGAAGAAAUUGCCAAAUUUCUCACUGAGUAUGCCAAAGCUCCAAAAGCACUGAAUCCAGAGCAUAUAGUUGUUAUGAAUGGCUGUUGUGCUGUCUUUGCUACCCUUUCAACUGUAUUAUGUGAUCCUGGAGAUGGGUACCUUAUUCCUACUCCAUAUUAUGGUGGAAUAAAUUCAAAAACCUGGCUGUAUGGUGGAAUACAACCUGUCCAUGUGCCCUUGUUUAGUGAGGUGACUGAUGAAGAAAGUCAUCCUUUUCAAUUAACAGUUGAAAAAUUAGAAGCUGCCCUACAGAGAGCUAAAGAACAGGGCAUCCGAGUCAGAGCAUUAAUCCUGAUCAACCCUCACAAUCCAUUAGGGGACAUUUACCCAGCACAGUUACUGAAAGAAUGUCUAGAGUUUGCGCACAGAUAUCAAUUACAUGUAAUAAUAGAUGAAAUAUAUAUGCUAUCUGUGUACGAUGAUACCACCUUCACCAGUGUUCUUAGCUUAGAUUGUUUACCAGAUCCAGAACGGACACAUUUUAUGUGGGGCUUUAGCAAGGAUUUUGGUAUGUGUGGUAUCAGAGUUGGAGUGUUGUACACAAGAAGUCAUGAAAUUCGGAAAGCCGUGAAUCAACUGGCUGUUUUUCAUGGGUGUCCUGGGCCUGUUCAAUAUGUUCUGAGCCAGUUUCUUAGCGAUAGAGAUUGGCUGGAUAAUGUGUAUUUUCCUACCAACAAAAAAAGACUGAGAGAAGCACAAAAUAUUCUUGUGGAUGGUCUCACAGAGAUUGGAAUACCUGUUCUCAAAAGUUCAGGAGGAUUAUACGUAUGGGCAGACUUCAGAAAAUUCCUAAAAUCACAGACAUUUGAAGCUGAAAUGGAGUUAUGGUGGAAGUUCCUCGAUGAAAAACUCCUCAUUAGUCCUGGAAAAGCUUUUUGCUGUUAUGAGCCUGGAUGGUUUAGAAUGGUCUUCUCAGACUCUAUAGAUAAGAUUUACUUGGGUAAGUUAAGUGUUACUUUUAUCAUAAAAUAA